CUGCCUGGUGACUAAUUUUUUGUUUAUAAUUUCAUGAAACAAAAAAUUUCUUAAAAUUAAUUUGAAGUGCCUUGUGUUUUUAUUAAAUAUUUUCUUGGAAUAAUAGUAAAUUGGUUCAUUUAUAAAAAUGCACGGUAGACUAAAGGUUAGAACUACAGCUGAGGAGGAGGCGAAAAAAAAGAAAGAACAAGCUAUUAAAGCUAAAGCUUACUUAGCUGGAAUGGAAAAGAUUUUUAAAAAAAGAGAAAAUAAUGAAUUAGACGCUGAGAUGCUUGUGUUAACAGGUCAUAUACUGCAAAAGAAUCCAGAUGUUACAACAUUAUGGAAUAUUAGAAGAGAGUGUUUUCUGGCUAUUUGUGAUAACGAUGAACGUAACGAAUUAUACCAAAAAGAUCUUAAUUUCACAGAGCAAUGUCUAAAGGUUAAUCCUAAAUCUUACUGUGCUUGGCAUCAUCGAUGUUGGAUUCUUGAAAAUUCUACAGAGCCCGAUUGGAAUAAAGAGGUGGCUUUGUGCACAAAGUACUUAAAAAUGGACGAGAGAAAUUUUCAUUGCUGGGAUUAUCGUAGAUAUGUGGUUGAAAAGGCGAAAAUUUCGCCGGAAAAAGAAUUAGAAUUUUGUACCGAUAAAAUUAAAAAUAACUUUUCAAAUUAUUCUUCUUGGCAUUAUCGCAGUAAAUUGUUACCAAUUGUACAUCCACAUCCAACAGAACCUACUAGACCGAUUAGUGAGGAAAUAUUAAAAGAAGAAUUAGAAAUGGUGUUAACAGCUGCAUUUACUGAUCCUAAUGAUAGUAGCGCAUGGUUUUAUCAGAGAUGGUUAUUGGGUUAUUCCAAGCCAUUAUUGGAUAUAUCAGCAUUUAGAGUAACUAAAGACAAAUUGGUAUUAUCUUUAACCCAAUCCAUUGAUAUUAAUGAAUUCACUGUUACUGUUGGAUCUAUUAUAUUAGAAUCCAAAAACUUUCGUUCAGCACGUUCGGAACACCAGUAUGAUAAUGUAUGGAUUUUGCAAGAAAGUGUAGAUUUUUCGAAUUUAGAUAGCUGUCUUGAAGUUAAAUGUACUAGUAAUGAUGGUAAAAUUAAUUUAAAAAUUAAUGUUAAAAAAGUGACUGACGGAUAUUGUGGUCUAAGAUGUCCUAAUUUUGAAUAUGAAUUCGGCGCCGCUCUUAAAGAUCAACUAAGAUCACAAUUGAUGUCCUGUGAAGAACUUUUGGAAUACGAACCUGAAAGCAAAUGGACAUUAUUAACGGCAGCCCUUCUAAUGAGAGCAAUAGAUCGUAGGGCAUAUUUUGAGAAGUCAAUUGAGAAUUUAGCUAAGUUGGAGAUAGUAGAUCGCUUACGGGUGGGUUAUUAUAAAGAUUUGGCCACGAAGUGGAAAGUAGAGAAAAAAAUUGAAGAAUGGAUAGAAAAUGGUGAUAUUUCUAAAAUGAUCGAUUUAUCUAAUUUGAAGUUAAGCUCACUUCCAUAUGAUUAUGUAUUUAGUAUAGCUGAUAGUAUAAACUUGAGUAAUAAUUGUUUACAAAACAGAUCACUUGAAAAAUUUUAUUCAUUCCAAUUCGCAAAGACUUUGGAUUUAUCAUCCAAUUUAUUUAAAGAUGAUAUUGAAACUAUGCUGAUAAAACAAUUAAAUAAUGUAGAAAUUAAGCACUAAAAAUUUUUUAUUCCUCAUAAGAAAUUCGAUUUCUUUAAAGUUAUUAAUUAUUAUAUUUUGUUAAAAAUAAAUAGUGAAAUCUAAU
This is a messenger RNA of Condylostylus longicornis, 1733 nucleotides long. RefSeq names its product geranylgeranyl transferase type-2 subunit alpha (gene RabGGTa). Gene Ontology annotation, cellular component: cytoplasm; Rab-protein geranylgeranyltransferase complex. Bases 128 to 1648 code for a protein of 506 amino acids. The transcript is spliced from 7 exons. The record is from RefSeq and is a predicted model, not a curated record. Gene Ontology annotation, molecular function: Rab geranylgeranyltransferase activity. Lineage: Eukaryota; Metazoa; Arthropoda; Insecta; Diptera; Dolichopodidae. Gene Ontology annotation, biological process: protein geranylgeranylation.